GGGAAAACUUACUGAAGCCACUACCGUCCACCACUGACCAUCCACUGAUAACCUCUUUCCAGCUGACUCUUACCAGACAAACCAUCUGACUACCUAACUAAAGUCGGGUCUUUCUCUCUUUUUCUCUUUCUUAACCCCAAUCCCUAAUAUUCCAAUUACCCAUCUACCAUCCAUCUCUAUUAUCUAUUAACUAUUUCUCAUCAUAUUAUUGCGAACUUGGAAAUGAAUCCCGUUGAUAUGGCCUUAUCGCACGGCCUCUCCGUUAAUGAGAUCUUAUCUGGGAUAUUCGGUAGCAUCAGCUUGACAGCAUGGAUCUGCUUGCUCCUUCCUCAGCUUAUCACUAAUUACAGAGCCAAGAGUGCAGACGGCUUAUCCAUGAUAUUCCUAGCUGUCUGGCUCUUUGGCGAUCUCGCGAAUCUAUCAGGUGCUCUUGUGACUGGACUCGCACCUACGGCGACCGCACUGGCGGGCUACUUCUGCAUAUCCGAUGUCAUCCUAAUUACACAGUCCGUCUAUUAUAACACCCUUAACGCCCGAAAAACCCGCCAGCGAACACGGUCGACCGAAUCUGAGACUUCGGAAGACGAACCCCUCUUACAGCCGCGGAGGAGGUCGUCUAGCGGCCUUCCAGGCUCGCACAGACGUCAUUCGAUGCACCAUUCCGAGUCCGGCCUAGACCCCAUUAAGAGAAUCGUCACGGGCGAAGAUGAUACGCCCGACAGCAACCCUUGGUUACACAACACACUAAGCGUUGCGGCUGUCUACAUCGUUGGGGCUGCCGGUUGGUUUGUGUCGUAUAAGGUUGGGGCUUGGGAUAAGCCCGAUGCUCCUGAAGAGCCAGCAACUGAAUCGCCAGUUGCUGUUCUAGGACUUACUCUGGGAUAUGCCAGUGCUAUUUGUUAUCUGUGUGCCCGAAUUCCCCAGAUAAUCAAGAAUUACCGGGAGAAAUCCUGCGAGGGUCUUGCUCUACUUUUCUUCCUAUUAUCUCUCACUGGUAAUUUAACGUAUGGCCUAAGUGUUUUCACUUACUCCCCAGAACCGGAGUAUAUUAUUAAAGCCAUCCCUUGGCUUCUCGGAUCUCUUGGCACGAUUGUCGAGGAUUGUAUCAUUUUCUACCAGUUCAAGAUCUACUCGAAAAGGGGAGGUAGCAAGGCCAACGGUACCGGCGAGGCUACGUAAAGUUGCUUGCUCGCAAGAUUAGGUACUUACUUAAUGUAGGUAGGUUUGCGACGCGGUUCAGUUAACUUGGAAUUAUAUAGGGGAUAAGGUCAUCAUGGCAGGAGCAUUAUCUAGGCGUUCUACAAUGGGUAUUUGCAGGUAUUCCCCGGUUUGGGAGUUGGAUAAUAUUUACAUCAUUGAAAAUAUGCAUUCGAUCAAAGCUUUACGGAUCUUAACAGGUCAAAUCCUCCACGUUCGUACUGGAACCCGUCUGGGUUACCGUUGAAGGCCCCCAAUGUACAUUCUUAUAUCAAAUCUUGCCUAGAUGUAAGGACUUUUCUUAAGAGAUGAGAUAUAACAUGUCAUAUUUUGUAUGCUUUUAUUCUCUGUACUGCUUUAAAACAGGUUGACAAUCAGCCGGUUGAAAAAUGGC
This is a messenger RNA of Daldinia vernicosa, 1591 nucleotides long. Its product is annotated as PQ-loop-domain-containing protein. The transcript has 4 exons. Bases 223 to 1179 code for a protein of 318 amino acids. Gene Ontology annotation, cellular component: fungal-type vacuole membrane. NCBI's taxonomy places the organism in Eukaryota, Fungi, Ascomycota, Sordariomycetes, Xylariales, Hypoxylaceae. Gene Ontology annotation, biological process: basic amino acid transmembrane export from vacuole. The record is from RefSeq and is a predicted model, not a curated record.